Molecule: messenger RNA, 8910 nt
Organism: Centrocercus urophasianus (Greater sage-grouse)
Lineage: Eukaryota; Metazoa; Chordata; Aves; Galliformes; Phasianidae
Gene: PPM1A
Product: protein phosphatase, Mg2+/Mn2+ dependent 1A
Exons: 6
Coding region: 73-1221 (382 amino acids)
Biological process (GO): protein dephosphorylation; positive regulation of canonical NF-kappaB signal transduction; positive regulation of canonical Wnt signaling pathway
Cellular component (GO): cytosol; nucleus
Molecular function (GO): manganese ion binding; magnesium ion binding; protein serine/threonine phosphatase activity
Source: RefSeq, a predicted model, not a curated record
CGGCCGUGCGUCGCCGCCGCAGCCCGGUGCCGUCCGCGCCGCGGCCCGGAGGGGACCUGAAGGAAAGGCAUCAUGGGAGCAUUUUUAGACAAGCCAAAGAUGGAGAAGCAUAAUGCCCAAGGGCAGGGGAAUGGGCUUCGUUAUGGUCUGAGUAGUAUGCAAGGCUGGCGAGUCGAAAUGGAGGACGCGCAUACAGCUGUGAUUGGUUUGCCAAAUGGACUUGAUGGAUGGUCGUUUUUUGCUGUAUACGAUGGGCACGCUGGAUCACAGGUUGCCAAGUACUGCUGUGAGCAUUUAUUAGAUCACAUCACAAGCAACCAGGAUUUUAAAGGGCCAGAUGGGCCACCAUCUGUGGAAAGUGUAAAGAGUGGCAUCAGAACAGGUUUUCUGCAAAUUGAUGAACAUAUGAGAGUCAUCUCUGAGAAGAAACAUGGUGCAGACAGAAGUGGGUCAACAGCUGUGGGUGUCAUGAUUUCUCCCCAGCAUACAUACUUCAUCAACUGUGGAGACUCAAGAGGUUUACUUUGUAGAAACAGGAAGGUUCACUUCUUCACACAGGAUCACAAACCAAGCAACCCACUGGAGAAAGAGCGUAUACAGAAUGCAGGCGGCUCUGUAAUGAUUCAGCGUGUGAAUGGCUCUCUUGCUGUUUCAAGGGCACUUGGGGACUUUGAUUACAAAUGUGUCCAUGGGAAAGGUCCCACAGAACAGCUAGUCUCACCAGAGCCUGAAGUUUAUGAAAUUGAGAGAUCAGAAGAAGAUGAUCAGUUCAUCAUACUGGCUUGCGAUGGUAUCUGGGAUGUUAUGGGAAAUGAAGAGCUGUGUGACUUUGUAAGAUCCAGACUUGAAGUCACUGAUGACCUUGAGAAAGUUUGCAAUGAGAUAGUUGACACCUGCUUGUACAAGGGAAGUCGAGACAACAUGAGUGUGAUACUGAUCUGCUUUCCGAAUGCCCCAAAGGUAUCACCGGAGGCGGUGAAAAGAGAGGCAGAGUUGGACAAGUACCUGGAAAGCAGAGUAGAAGAGAUCAUAAAGAAGCAGGGUGAAGGAGUGCCAGACUUAGUCCACGUGAUGCGUACGUUAGCAACUGAGAGCAUCCCAAACCUCCCGCCAGGGGGUGAAUUGGCAAGCAAACGGAGUGUAAUAGAAGCUGUUUAUAACAGACUGAACCCCUACAGGAACGAUGACACUGAUUCUGCCUCAACUGAUGAUAUGUGGUAAAACUGCUCAUCUAGCUGUGGAGUUCACGUUUCAUUCUUCAAAUGAAAGUGCAGCCCAACCUCAGUGACCCUUCUUAACAUCCACCCUCAAUAUUAAUUAAAGAAGGGAGUACGAUGUGUUGGUGAGAGUGACUGCAGCAGAAAACUACAGCAGUACGACAUCUAGCCCAGGAACUGAUCUUUUUUUGUAAAACAGACUUCUGUAAACGUGAUUUCAAACCAUAAUCCAUGUUGUAAAUCAGACUCCAUCAAUUUAUGUUGUAUGAUUUUGUUUGUUUUUUUUUUUGUAAAGUGCAAUUGUCUUUGUACAAAAUGCUCAUAUUUAAUUAUGAACUGCUUUAAAUCACUACAAAGGUUAGAAGAAAUGUUUGACUUGUGUGAUGCAACAAUAUAUAUCCCUUUACAUUCAUGUUGUGGUUUUGGAUUGCGAGGAGCAGCAGCCUAGCCAGCUAGGUGCUCGAGAGGUGCACAAAACUGUAAAGGUAACAUUUUUGUCUUCUAUGAAAGCUGAUCUUGAGGGUGACUUCCCCAAAAUCACAGUAACGAAUUUGCUUGGCAGUGGAAAAACAAUGAGAGUAGUGCACAUUCUUCAACAGGCGGAUCUUGUUUUCUCAGAGGUACUCCUGCUCUCACACUGAGUUGAAGGGAGUUCUCAUUUCGACUUUGGUGGGAGUUAAAUCAUGCCCUAUUAAUAGCAUCAUGUGUUCAUAAGCAUAUGAACCUCGAGAUUAGAAUGCCUCGAUUCUCUGCACCUCUUUUCAUUAACCCUUACCUGAAAGUUACUAAUCACUGAGCACAAACAGGCAGCUUUCUACAUACCGUAGGAGUCUGCAGCAUUUUUACAAUCUUAAUUGGCUGGAUCUGCUGCUGUUCCAAGUGAAAUACUUUGAAUUCCAUUUUAUCAAUAAAGCUUGGUUUAACAAACAAGAAAUUUAUCCAUAGAUGUGUAAUUCCUUUUUUCCUGCCUUUUAAAAUGUCAGUGCCAUUGUAAAUGAUCUUUUACACGUGGAAGAAUAUUUUUAUUAAUUGGUAGCCCAUUUUUAAAAUGGGAAGAGUUUUGAUUAUUGCCCGAGACAUAGCCAUAUGCUAGAGGACGAAGUGGGAUAAAUCUGUGACCCUGUUUUUUACGAGUAUGGAUUUGUUUCAGGCUGCUUCUGUUGUCCCCACUGAAGAUGUGCAUUGGUUUGAAUUUGCCUACUGUUUGAUAAAAAUACAUUUGUCAGAGCCUGACAAUCUUUUACAUUUUAUGGUGUGUGUUUUUAAUUGACCCACUUACAACGAGAGACUAGUGGUUAAACAGUACUUGUGAUUAGAGAUGUAGCAUGUUGAUAAUAUCUAACUGUUUGUUGUUUAAAAUUCUAAUUUAAAUUUUAUAAGAGAAUAAACUGAGUUGAUUUAAGGUUAGCUUUCUCCCACUGAACAUGCAAAAUUAAGUUUUAAAGUCAGUCGUGUUUGCAAAACUGCUGUUUUGUGCACCUUGUAUUGUCUUUUUGUUUGAGAAUAUUGUAUUUAAUAUGUAGUUUACUCAUUUAGUAGGCAGAUUCCCCAAAAGGAAAAUCAGUAAAACAAGUAGAUUGUAACAUUUGCUACGGAUAAACAGAAUCAAAACUUGGUGUAUAAUUAUUUUGAUAGGAAAACGUAGUACCAUGCAUUUUGCUAUGUGUCUUUCCCUAACUUUGAAAUAUACAUAUUUGUAUAUAUAGCCUUAAAACUAAUGCAGAGUUAGGGAACACUGAACAGUGAAAAAGUAACUUAUAGUGUCUUGGAACUAAGUAUAGUAUAUACCAGCAAACUUUUCUUUUUAUCCCUCUUGUCUGUGUGGGGUGCUUAAAACGUAACUUCAUUGUAUUCAGUUUGUAAUCUGUUGGAGCAUGAAUGAAGAAAAAAAUAAGCACUAUUUGUAUUUAUAAAUUUCUAGCAAUUUUUGCUUAAAGAACCAGUUCCUUACCUACCUAUGAAUAAAUGCUUAAAAUGUCUGAUUUUGUUGUAGAGUGCAAAACUGUAAUAACGUUAAGUCAGAGCUUCGCAGGCACCUAAUGAACAGGCGUAUUUAAUAACACGUGGCGUGUUAGUGCGAGAAGCUGAAUGCAAUUUAGGACUAGGCAGAUAAGGUUCUGUCCUUUUUCAUGUAGACUGAAGUUUAGUUUUGGAAAAACCUUGAACUGGACUGUGGAAACCUUUUCAGUUUCAAACGUCUAGAAAUCGGAAGCAAAACUGUGGUGCGUAAAGCCAUACUUCAUCAUCGCUUAAACUGUCCCAGUGACAGAUCUGUGUCGUUGAAGCCUCUUCCUAUGAGGCCUCCUGAAGGUUAGGAAGGACCUCUGCUGUUGUGACAGGAGCUGUCACUGGCUUUGAGGGCAGUGGCAGAAAGCCUCUUUCAGGCCUUUCUCCCUCCCAGCUGCGUUCUUUUUGAUGAGGUCAGAGCACUGAAUCUGUUAUGUGUGCAUAAACACUGCCGAUUUAGAUACAGGUUUUGAUUACAAGAUACACUACUUACGUAAAGCAUCCUAGAAAAGAGGCAAGCUGCACUUUUCACUGCUCUGAAAAGAAAAAGGCACUUUUGCACGUUUGUGCACUUCCUUCUUGCACCAGAAACUUUUCUUUAAUGCUAAAAACAUUAGCACCUCAGGGGUAAGGCAGCAAUUUUUCUUGAAGUAUUGUGUGCUAUUUAUUUCCCUCAUGGAAAAAGUUUCCUGUGUGACAAAAAUGAAAAUUGUGUGAUGUUAAAAGAUGUAUUUUUAAAUACAUGUUCAAAUAGGGUGGUCCCAAUUUGCUUGUUUUUUUUUUUUUUUUUUUUUUAAAAAAAGGAAAUGAUAUUUGUAAAGCUUCUUCUCUUCAUAUGCCAUGCAACUUUGUUUUCCUUCUACAUUUAACAGCUUGACUGGCUUCAGUUUUCUGUGAGUUUUGUUACAGUCAGAUUAAAUGUUUCACUGGUCGUUCUGGGAAAAUACCUGUACUGCUUUACUGACAGCUGUUUCAAAUAAUUCUCACUAAUUCAGCAUUGAAAUAUGUUCAAGACAGAAGCUGCUUCUAAAAUGUGUUUUAAAACCAGUGUUGUAUAAACUCAGUGUGAUUACAUUAAGCAGGGCCCCAGACUUGCAAGGCUUUGUAAAUCUGUUGUCAGUUACAUCCUGGUACCCACAGUGGGCACAGAUCAGCAGGUCCUGAGCAAGCAGUAGCCUUUCAGCUGGCCUGCACUUAUGUAGUCCGUAAGCUCUGCAGAGCCCCUGGUGUGUGCCCAUCACUCAGUGUAAUUUCCAGCAGAAGUCAGAAUUGGAGAUCAAAAUUUCACCUCCUUGUUAUUAACCUAUGCUGAAUUGUGGUAAUUCUAGGUUGUUUCAUGCUAGCAAGAUGCCCACAGAAUAUUAAACAGCAGAUGAGGAAUUGCAGCACUGACCUUGGUGGCUCAUGCAGGUGCCAAAGUUGUUCAUCUUAACACAUGCAUGGGACACUGACUUGAAUGACAAUGAGAUUGUUUACUAGGAAACUGAUACCGUCUCAACUGUAUGGGUUAAAAUCUGAGCCAUUUUCCUUAGUUCAAGAAUUGGAAACUUCAGGGUGAUUUAGUAAAACUGGGGAGCAGUUUGCACUGCAGUUGAUACUCUGAUAAGAAUCUUAUUUUGACUUGUUACACUGGGAUAAUGCAGGAUUCCUAUUGCAUUUUGGUUUUUUAAUAAUUUAUAAACUAAGGAUAUGGUUUCAUGGUCAACUCUGUGUCAGCAGUAGUGCUUCUGUGGCUGUGCAGUUAUGAGAGGGAGAGAAAACCUGUGCUCUUCAGCUUGGAUAAAUGGAUACUGCAAGUACCUGGUGCUAGCACCAGGAAGGCAGGGCUGUGAGCAGAGGAAUGGAUCAGCAUUCCUUUUGUCAUAGCUGGGGAAAUCAGAGCCUCAGUGCAGAUAAAUGAUGGACCUACAUAGGAAAUAUCAAAGCCUUUACAGAUCUUUCUCCACACUAUGCUUAAGACAAAUAUUUUACCUUGGUCAGCAUUCUUUUUCUUGAAACUGGAGUCACGGAACUUUGAGUUUAAUGUCUUGUAUGGGAGCUCCAUGGUGACAGAUGGACUUUUUGUUAACUAUCUGUAUUUGUAUGCAGCUCUGUCCCGAGAGAGAGGUAGCAUGGCUGUCAUAAUUAGGUUAAUGAAAAGGCUCUUAGAGUUUACCUUAUUUCAGCGUACAGCAGGAUUUCGUCAUGUUAAGAUGUUCACUUGAAUUUCUACACGUGCAUUCUUGAACUGCUGUAUAGCCAAAUGACUUGAUACGUUUAAAUUUCUUGAUUAUUUAACUUGGCCAUUUCAGCAACUGGUGAACAUUUAGUCAAACAUAACCCUUUUUCUUCAUCAUUGGGCAAAUACAAGAUUUUAAUAGAAACCUGAUGUACCUGGCUUAGAUUAAGAAACAGCAGAUCUGGAUAGAGCAGGGGAACUGUACUUUACAGCUGUGUUUCCUUAGGAAUUGGAAUUGUUACUCCGUGCCAAGCUUCUGGAGGUGAAAAAUGUCUGCAGGAUAACUGGUAUCCCUCCUUGUUCCUGCAGCUGUGUCCAUUUCAGAUGAUCACGACCUAAGCCUUCAUAUGACAUUACAAGGUGCAAAGUCUCUACUUGACUGGAUAGAUUUUUAACUCUUUGAGUGGUAAGAAGGGGCUCCACGUGUGAAUUUCUAGGAUGUUGUAGCGCAUAAAAUGAAUGCAAUUCCUAGAGUGAGUCGUUAAAAUAGAUAAAACAGUGAAAUCUGCAGGUAGCAAUCUGGGCUAAGUAUUUUGGAUAGAGCAGUGUUGAUGGGAGGAUGCAACCUUCUGAUGAGCUCUUCCUGAGUUGCUCUGGAGCACUUGCAGAGUCUGCAGCUCAGACAUUGCCUCUGGAAGCUUCUGUACCCUUAUUUGCUUCAUACUGGUAUUGCUUUGUGAAUGAGGAAGCAGGUACCUGGGCCGUGGCAUUUGGUUGCAGAAGAGGCUGCAGGAGGACUUCAAGCUUUUGCUUACAGUCAUAGACAGCUAAAUGCUUCCAAGCACAAAAAGAACAUACAGCAUGCUGAAAAUUAAGUUUACAUCAUCUCCUGCUGAAAAUGAAUUUCCGGGAGAAUCUUCCAGAAUUUGUUUAGUACAUGAUAAAGUCAGGCACUUUAAUCUGAUUAUGUUGUAGUUGCUGACUUACAGUGAGCCAUAUCUUUAUCUCAUUUUCCUUUCAGGUAGCAGUAAAACAGUUUUUUUCUUGUCCUUUAGGCACUUGUUACAGUAGAAAUUUUUAGUUGCCAGCUGGGAGUCCAGGAGUGGUUGUGGUGUCUUAAGAAAAGGGCUUCUGAGGAGGUGUGCAUCACUUACAACCAAAAUCUCAGUCUUUGUGACCACAGAAUUUGGAAAAGUGGGUUUAACUUAAUGCCUUCUGUAGGAUUAAUGACAUUGCUCCAUUCUGAAGAUUUCAAAACUUCAGUGAGCUGGGAUGAUAGGUCAGGCUUCAGGAUUAUGUAUGUUUUUAUGCCUAACCAAAUUUUUAUAUUUAACUCGUAUCGAUUCCUGUCUGAAUACUUUUUAAAGUAUCUUUUAUGUUGAAAUAAAAAACAAAAAAAAAGAGAGGGAGAAAACUUAGUAAGAGGAGAAAGCUCCUUACUACUGCAUAAGCAGUAAUUUGUUUGCAAAGAUGAGUGCUGUGUCAGACAGCAGUGUUUUGCUCUGAGAGCACUGUGUGCGCACUUCUCAGCUCACUCAAUAGCACCGAGCCAAAACUGAAAUUCAUGUGUGCUUCCAUUGACUGUGUGGCUCUGAAGAGCUGCUGGAACCACGUGUUCUUGAUGGCUGAAGUAGGCAGGGCUCUUGACAUAUAUUGUCAACGCAAUGCAACCCUCCCCAACACACAGGAGAUGCCAUUGUGAUUUUUCUUGAGAAGUAUCUUUGUGAAUUAAAAUGAGAAAACAGGCUUGCGGGUCAGAAAGCGUUACGUACUUUUACUUCUCUUGAUACCUGUAGACUGAGGUCUUCAGAGUUUAAUUCCAUUGGUAUCGCUGAAUUCAGCUCAGUUUGAGCAAUGGAAAUAGCAGUUGCCAAUUUCGUUUUCACUGCUGGGUUUUCAGGCUGCAGCACAAUAUUUUAGUUCACACCACAAGGGAAAAUUGAACUUAAGUGAUCUUAGGAAAAUAGAAGUGCGUUCUUAACAGCAGCCUGCUGAUGUUGGUGGAGAGUCAAUCCCAGUACAUAGAGCUUGCACAAGUAUUGUUGCAGCCUUAACUGUCCCACUUUUGUUGGAGUUGGUUUUGAAAAAGAUUUCAAAGCCGAAGGGGAAGAAGGUGACAGACCUAAAGCAAAGCGGUGGAUUAAUUAUAAUUAAUCAUGUCCUAAUUCUUUGAGUAUGCGAGUCAGCAGUUUUUUUCUUUUAAAACAUCAGAAGGACAAAAUUGAAGAGGUUCCGGUCUUUCAUGUACUGCUUUUGGCUUUAAGGAUAAAAGGAUGGAACCCAAAAUGAAUUACCUGGGAUGGGAAUGAAAAGAGGCCCGAAAUCCCUAGGAAUAAAUGUGCUGAAUAUGCAGAGCAUCUUUUCCAUGUCUGUUAGUGGAACUACUGAAAACAUCGGUGCUGGCAUUUUAGGGAGCUUUUGUUCUUGCUGAGUGUUUGAUGCUGGACUCUCAAGUCUGCUGCGUGUGAAGCUUUCAGCCAUGUAAAUGGGCAGCUGGGCGUUAUGCGAUGGUCCCCAGUCUGCAGGGUGCUGGAGGAGCCGUUCCCAUGCCUUCUGUUGCUUGCUGCCAUAGGAACAGCUUGAUGCUGGAAAUUGGGAUUUCCUACUGUCUGUAAGUUGUAUUUAUUAACCAAAUCUAACUUUUUGGUGCCAGGAAUCUAGUUGGUAGAGGGAGUGCUGAGUUUUGCAAGUGUUGGUAGCUAAUCGUGCCAGGCAGUUCAGUGCUCAGAUAACUGAACCACUGCUGACAAGGGGUUAACAGGAGGCACAAGCCUAGGUUCUGCUGGCCAGGAAAUAUGGAUAAUUGAGAAGUGUGAGUCAAUAGCAUUUCCAGAACCGGCUGCUUCAUUAACGUUUCAAAGCAAAGAUUUUGGUUUGUAGCAUCUGUCUUGUUACCAGGACUAUGUACAGACAUGCUGAAUUAGAGAGUUCUCACCUGUCUCCUCACAGCGUUAACUCCUCCUCGUACCAUGAAAGUCUCGUUUGUAGUGACAUGCUGUGCCUGUCUUUUUAGAAAAUUCAUGACCUCUUUAUAUCUAUUUUGUGGAAAGUGUAACUUUUUCAUUGAUGACUUGUAUAAAUGUGUGUUACAAAUGGAGAGAUUUAAGCUUGAAAAGCAUGUUUGCAGAAUACACAGCUUCGUUAUGGAAUUUAUAAAUUUAACAGAGUAAUAUACCAGAGCAUAACUAUUUUCCUUAAGUAGAAUGUAUAACAAUAUAUAAUAAAUUAUUCUCCACAUAGUUCACCGAUAUUUACAGUUUUACACAAUUCAAACUGUGUGUUUACAGAAAGUUCAAUAAAUGUAUAUUUUGUACUAUGUACAGAUUCCUGGUCCCAAAGAAAAUGUGUGAACUUAGUUUCUAACUUAACUUUUGAGAUUGUACCUUUUUUUUUUUGUUUGUUUGGAAUCAGUUGAACAAACUGCAUUACGCCUGUUGACGGUGGAGGCUUGCUUUGGAGUAAAUGGGAGUUGGAAAUAUUUCUAAUCUACAAAAGUGAUUCCACUAAAUAAAACAGGCAAUGACAUUG